AUGGCCGGAGGAACAACACAUACAUUAUCUGGCUUCCUCCGCGUUACAGAUAAAUGCUCAAAAUGCGGCUGGAAGCAUGCAGAUCAUCGGGAUAACGAGAUAGAGGAAAAGGAGAAACAUGCUGUGGCUAAAAGGGCUGAACAUGAAAAGAGGCUAAAGGCUGAAGCGGCGGUUGUAAAGGCGGCUAGAGAAGCGGAUGCUGCUAAGAAGGCUGUGGCUUCAAAGGCGGCUAGAGAAGCGGCUGCUGCUAAGGAGGGUAAUGGCAAGGUCGAUAACGAGGAUAAGGACGAUGACAAUGUCAAGAAGUAG
Sclerotinia borealis F-4128 is the source of this 309-nucleotide messenger RNA. NCBI's taxonomy places the organism in Eukaryota, Fungi, Ascomycota, Leotiomycetes, Helotiales, Sclerotiniaceae. The record is from the annotation of a GenBank genome assembly.